Messenger RNA from Elaeis guineensis (African oil palm), 1368 nucleotides. Its product is annotated as S-adenosylmethionine carrier 1, chloroplastic/mitochondrial. Gene Ontology annotation, biological process: transmembrane transport. The record is from RefSeq and is a predicted model, not a curated record. Lineage: Eukaryota; Viridiplantae; Streptophyta; Magnoliopsida; Arecales; Arecaceae.
CGGGUUCGGCCCGGUCGCGGGUCAAAAGUCCAAACGUGCCUGAGCCACCGCCAAGCAAAACCCUCGAUGAGUCCCUUCUUAACCCCCUGCUCACCUAUUCACAUCCACAGCGCGCUCUCUUUUUUGUCCCCCCGUUCUUCCAAGGAGGCCUUUCUUCCACCAAGGUACAGUUAGCUGGAACUUGAUGGGCCCUCCAAUAUUGGCUGUCGAUGCUAGAAGUUCUGCAGUUUCAUCAGAUGCAUCCUCAAGUAAGUUCCAUCACCCUAUAAUGGAGACAUCAAAGCCAUUUGCAUCAGUUACCAUGGGGGAACAAAAGCCAUUCAAUUUUUUUCGCGUAUUAUGUGAGGGUAUUAUAGCUGGAGGUACUGCUGGUGUUGUUGUCGAAGCAGUUUUAUAUCCAAUUGAUACAAUAAAGACUCGGCUUCAGGCUGCUCAUGGUGGAAGCAAAAUUCAUUGGAAAGGUCUAUACUCUGGAUUGGCUGGCAAUCUUGCUGGGGUUUUACCAGCAUCUGCUGUAUUUGUGGGUAUAUAUGAACCUACUAAGCGAAAAUUACUAGAGAUUUUUCCAGAAAAUCUUAGCGCCUUUGCUCAUCUGACUGCAGGUGCCAUUGGAGGAGCUGCUUCUUCACUUAUUCGUGUUCCAACAGAGGUAGUCAAACAAAGGCUGCAGACUGGGCAGUUUGCCUCUGCGCCUGAUGCUGUUCGUCUUAUCAUUGCUAAAGAAGGUUUUAGAGGUCUAUAUGCUGGAUACAGUUCCUUUCUGUUGCGAGAUCUACCAUUCGAUGCCAUCCAAUUUUGCAUAUAUGAGCAGCUUCGAAUUGGAUAUAAGAUUGCGGCAAGGAGAGAGUUAAAUGAUCCAGAGAAUGCUAUAAUUGGUGCUUUUGCUGGUGCAAUAACUGGAGCUAUAACUACGCCGCUUGAUGUAAUGAAGACAAGAUUGAUGGUUCAGGGCUCAGCAAACCAAUAUAAUGGGCUGCUUAAUUGUGCUCAGACUAUUAUCAGAGAAGAAGGUCCAACUGCUUUCCUGAAGGGUAUUGGACCAAGAGUUUUAUGGAUUGGUAUUGGCGGUUCAAUUUUCUUUGGUGUUCUAGAGAGGACAAAGCGGUUAGUCUCCCAGCAGGGUUCCGCUGGUGAUACAAAAUCUAAUCCAGUGAAACAGCAGUGAUGCCAAAAAAGGAUGUGCUUUUCCACAACCACAGUUCUGGAUGAUUAGGAUUUUCUUCCCUUUGGACAUGAUUUACUAUUUCAGUGGCAGGGAUGUUUAUGUGACAAAAUUGUUAUUUGUAUUAUUCAUUCAUGAAUAGAAAUGGUGCAAGAGCCGCAUGAUGCAUCUGAAUUUUGGAAACAGAUCUAAUUGGAUUAUUUAGA